GAAAAUUCUGCCUCUGAAGAACCGUAAAUAGAAUGUUUGUCAGUGUUUUUGUUUUUACAAAAUACUGGUUUGUAAAAAUGUGAAUAUAUGAGGUUCAUGCAAUGGAUAUGUCAGAUGCGGUAACAGCCAAAUCUAGCCGGCUAAAAUCUGUUGUGUGGAAUGAUUUUGAUAGGGUUAAAAAAGGCGAUGCCUGUGUGGCUAUAUGUAGGCAUUGUAAAAAGAGGUUGAGUGGAUCUAGUAGUAGUGGAACAUCUCAUUUAAGGAACCAUUUGAUCAGGUGUCUGAGGAGAUCUAACAAUGGAAUAUCACCAUCCGUUUCAGCAAGGGAAAAGAGGAAGGAAGGGGCUCUUGCAAUAUCAAAUAUCAGUUUUGAUCAAGAUCAGAAAAAGGAUGAUGACCUUAGCCUUGUGAACAUUAAAUUUGAGCAGGAGCAGUUGAAAGAUGACAUAUUCAGCAAUGGAAACAAGAACUUUGAUCAAAGACGGAGCCAAUUGGAUCUUGCUCGCAUGAUUAUCUUGCAUGGAUAUCCAUUGACUAUGGUCGAGCAUGUUGGUUUUAAAGUAUUUGUGAAAAAUCUUCAGCCACUGUUUGACCUUGUGACAGUGAAUAGCAUUGAGGCUGACUGCAUUGAGCUCUAUGAGAAAGAGAAACAGAAGAUGAAUGAAAUGUUGGAUAAAUUACCUGGUAAAAUCAGCCUUAGUGCUGAUGUGUGGAUGGCUAUGGGUGAUACUGAGUAUCUGUGUUUGACAGCAAAUUACAUAGAUGAAUCAUGGCAGUUGAGAAAGAGAAUCCUAAAUUUUAUCAUGAUCGAUCCUUCUCAUACUGAAGACAUGCUUUUGGAGGCUAUUACGACGUGUCUGAUGGACUGGGAUAUUGACCGUAAGUUAUUUUCCAUGACAUUGGAUACUUGUUCCACCAAUGAUAACAUCGCCAAGAGAAUUGGUGAGCGUCUUUCACAGAAUAGGUUCCUUUAUUGUAAUGGUCAAUUAUUUGAUAUACGCUGUGCUGCAAAUGUUAUUAAUAUAAUGGUUCAGGAUGCUCUGGGAGCAGUAAGUGACAUAGUCAAUAAGGUUCGAGAAAGUAUUCGUUAUAUUAGAAGUUCACACUCUGUAUUGGAAAAGUUCAAUGACUUGGUUAAAGAAGUUGGGAUCCAGAGUAAAAAAUAUUUAUUUCUUGAUAAUCAAAUGCAAUGGAAUUCCACCUAUUCAAUGCUUGAGACUGCCUUGGAAUUCAGGGAUGUACUUACUCUUCUACAAGAAAAUGACAAUGCGUACAGAAUCAGUCUUUCCAAUGUAGAGUGGGAGAGAGCGACUGCAGUCACUAGUACUUGA
Molecule: messenger RNA, 1331 nt
Organism: Neltuma alba
Lineage: Eukaryota; Viridiplantae; Streptophyta; Magnoliopsida; Fabales; Fabaceae
Product: zinc finger BED domain-containing protein RICESLEEPER 2-like
Exons: 2
Coding region: 102-1331 (409 amino acids)
Molecular function (GO): DNA binding
Source: RefSeq, a predicted model, not a curated record